AUGGAAGUUGAAUCCGAUGAUGAUGGUACUGAAGAGAUAUAUGAAGCUGAUGUUUAUGAUGAGCAGCCCGUAGAAGCCGAACCUGCACUAGAAGAGCUUAAAGAUGGUGGACAGGCAGCCACUAUGGAUGAACUAAAAGAAGUUAACUUGGGAACUAAGGAGGAUCCUCGCCCAACCUUCAUUAGCUUUAUUCAUGAAGAAAAGUAUGCUGACUGGAUUGCUAACAUUGUCUCUGUAAAGAAGAAGAAUGGACAAAUUCGUGUCUGCAUUGACUUUAGGGACUUCAACAAGGUGUGCCCAAAAAAUGACUUUCCACUCAUUGUAUCAGAACUACUAGUAGAUAAUACUUCCAACUAUGACAUGUUCUCAUUCAUGGAUGGCUCAUCAAGCUACAAUCAGAUCAAGAUAGCUCCUGAUGAUGAAUAA
This is a messenger RNA of Dendrobium catenatum, 426 nucleotides long. RefSeq lists its product as uncharacterized. Lineage: Eukaryota; Viridiplantae; Streptophyta; Magnoliopsida; Asparagales; Orchidaceae. The record is from RefSeq and is a predicted model, not a curated record. Bases 1 to 426 code for a protein of 141 amino acids. The transcript has 2 exons.